ACGCCAAGCAAAAUAAUAUACAGCCUAGCGAACUAGAGUUUAUGGAAGUGAAAGAGAUGAGCCUUGUUGUUGAAUGCCCGAGAGAGUAUGUUCACUACAACUUCCUAGUGAAAAGAGGCUUCUCGGAUGGUGAACCCACUAUGUUCUUUGCUGAGGUGAAACCUAAUUGCAAGGGAGAGGGGGAUGUUUAUCACUGCACCCCUUUGGAAGAGACUGACUCUGGUCAUUGUUUUGCUUGCAAUCAUGGAGCGAAGGACCUUAUGCAUCCCAAUGCUGGUGGCUACUUGGGCGGGCACAAGGAGAAUGGUUCCUUCCACAUGGAGUUGGUCCUGGAUAGUGAUGAUGAUGUUUGUUAUCUUUAACGGCUAGAAACUUGCAAAGCAAGAUCCUGGGGAAUUCGGUUUCUGGAUUGCAUCAUGGGCUCCUAGAGGAAACAGCGUUU
Messenger RNA from Lolium rigidum, 442 nucleotides. RefSeq lists its product as uncharacterized. The record is from RefSeq and is a predicted model, not a curated record. The transcript has 3 exons. NCBI's taxonomy places the organism in Eukaryota, Viridiplantae, Streptophyta, Magnoliopsida, Poales, Poaceae. The coding region runs from base 42 to 362 and encodes 106 amino acids.